Messenger RNA from Penicillium bovifimosum, 714 nucleotides. RefSeq names its product Frag1/DRAM/Sfk1 family protein. The transcript has 3 exons. Bases 1 to 714 code for a protein of 237 amino acids. The record is from RefSeq and is a predicted model, not a curated record. Gene Ontology annotation, cellular component: plasma membrane. NCBI's taxonomy places the organism in Eukaryota, Fungi, Ascomycota, Eurotiomycetes, Eurotiales, Aspergillaceae.
AUGGACAAAGGACAAAGCAUAGCGUACAUUUCCGACGUCGGCGCAGCGCGCUUGAAGCCGCUUUUCAUCGCAGGUAGCGUUGUCACAGUCGUCUUUCUCGAUUUGGCCUUCCUAUCAGAGCGAUGGCUCCGCCACUCGAACCAGUUAGCUCCGAACAAGGGCAAGCUCGACAAGGCUUGUGCGGUUCUUUCGAUUUUCUUCGCCAUCGCCGGUGCUGCCGGUUUGAUCCUGCUCUCCAUCUUCGAUACCGCGCGCCACCCGAAGCUGCACGAUGGGUUCCUCGCCCUCUUCCUUGCCGGCUACGUCGUUAGCGCCGUCUUGAUUUGCGCCGAGUACCUCCGCAUUGGAAUCUUCUAUCGUCGCGAGCACCGUGUUCUGUUCACCAGCUUCUUCAUCAAGCUCGCUUUCAUCAUCAUCGAAGUCGGACUGGCAAUCGGCUUUGGUAUCUGCACGCGCAGCAACGAUGUGUCGAAGCAGAAUCCCGGCGCUAUUCUCGAGUGGACGAUUGCUUUCGUCUUUACCGGCUAUGUGGUCUCCUUCAUUGUUGACCUUUUACCUUCCGUUCGCACCCGCAACCACGUGCCCCAAGGCGAGAAGUACUUGAUGAGCCAGAAUGGCUUCCGCGGAGAGGAGCAGGCUGUCUCCAUUGAAGAGCCGUUGACCCAUGACUCGAGUGGUCCGACUACUGGCUUCUACCGCGGUCAGCGGGUUUAA